This is a messenger RNA of Nerophis lumbriciformis (worm pipefish), 518 nucleotides long. Lineage: Eukaryota; Metazoa; Chordata; Actinopteri; Syngnathiformes; Syngnathidae. The record is from RefSeq and is a predicted model, not a curated record.
UUAAUUAGACGCUGGGGCGGCCCCGACGCUCACUUCCUCACAAACAAGCUGCUGCGCCCCAUCACACCUGACCGCCUCUCCUCACAGGUAGGACCCUCGUACUCUUUUCAUCGUCCCCGCCACCUUGAUCCGCUGCGGCCCCGCAGGAUGCCGAGCCAGCUGGAGGGCGCCAUGGACGCGCUGAUAGCGGUCUUCUACAACUACUCGGGCCACGACGGGGACAAGUUCAAGCUGAACAAGGGCGAGCUCAAGCAGCUGCUGCAUAGCGAGCUCACCGACUUCCUCACGGUCACGUGUUGCCCUGUCUUUCAGUCCCAGAAGGACCCGCUGCUGGUGGAGAAGAUCAUGAACGAUCUGGACUCCAACAAAGACAACGAGGUGGACUUCAACGAGUUUGUGGUGCUGGUGGCGGCCCUCACCGUGGCCUGCAACGACUUCUUCCAGGAGCAGCAGAAGAAAACCAAGUAGACCUCAGCCCUAAACAUGUUUCCCAUUGUUUUUCCAUUCAACUGUAAAUC